Mauremys mutica (yellowpond turtle) is the source of this 1117-nucleotide messenger RNA. Its product is annotated as zinc finger protein 585A-like. NCBI's taxonomy places the organism in Eukaryota, Metazoa, Chordata, Testudines, Geoemydidae. The transcript has a single exon. The annotation marks the transcript as partial. The record is from RefSeq and is a predicted model, not a curated record.
GAAUUUUUCCCAGUGGUUGGAACAGGGAGAAGCCUGGGGAAAUUGGCAGAGGUCAGAGAGGCUGCUGAGAAACUACUCAAGGGAGCAAAUGGAUGAAUUUAUUAUCUGUGGGGAAGGAUACAGGGAUCCCACAGCCCAGCAGACAACCCCUAGGGAAGACAAACACCAUGAAUGCCUUGGUUAUGGAAAAGGAUUCGUUCUGGGACCACAGUUUGUUUCACCUCAGACAAUUCAUACUGGAGAGAAAUCAUUUCAAUGCUUGGACCAUGAAAGAAGCCACACGGGACAGAAACCUUAUCAAUGCCUUAAGGGCAGGAACUCUUUGAAUUGGAAGUCAGCACUGACUACACAUCAGAAGAUCCACACAGGUGAGAGAUCCCAUAAGUGCUUAGACUGUGGGAAAAGUUUCAUACAGAGGUCAAAUCUUAUAACACAUCAGAAGAUCCACACAGGAGAGAGAUCCCAUAAGUGCUUAGACUGUGGGAAAAGUUUCAUACAGAGGAUAGACUUUGUAAGACAUCAGGCAAUCCACACAGGAGAGAGAUCCCAUAAGUGCUUAGACUGUGGAAAAAGUUUCAUACAGAGGUCAAACCUUUUAAAACAUCAGGCAAUCCACACAGGAGAGAGACCCCAUAAGUGCUUAGACUGUGGGAAAAGUUUCAUAAGGCGGUCAGACCUUGUAAGACAUCAGGCAAUCCACACAGGAGAGAGAUCCCAUAAGUGCUUAGACUGCGGAAAAAGUUUCAUACACAGGUCAAAUCUUUUAACACAUCAGAAGAUCCACACAGGAGAGAGAUCCCAUAAGUGCUUAGACUGUGGGAAAAGUUUCAUACAGAGGAUAGACUUUGUAAGACAUCAGGCAAUCCACACAGGAGAGAGAUCCCAUAAGUGCUUAGACUGUGGAAAAAGUUUCAUACAGAGGUCAAACCUUUUAAAACAUCAGGCAAACCACACAGGAGAGAGACCCCAUAAGUGCCUAGACUGUGGGAAAAGUUUCAUAAGGUGGUCAGACCUUGUAAGACAUCAGGCAAUCCACACAGGAGAGAGAUCCCAUAAGUGCUUAGACUGCGGAAAAAGUUUCAUACACAGGUCAAAUCUUUUAACACAUCAGAAGAUC